CUUAAACGAGUUACUGAAGAUGAUACCGAAGACACGUCGAAUGAUAUGUUUUACUCUGCUGGAGAAGAAAAGGGGCUAGAGGAAGGCACUGAUGAAGGCACCGAUGCUGAGAGCCCAUCGCCUCCGGGUGAAUCUGAUACGGAGGCUUCGACGGAGAGUCGUAGUGAGGCAGAAGGUUCAGAAGAUUCAGAUGAUUCCGACGAUUCUUUGGAAGAUAUGAUUUCUCUCGCUGCCCCAGAACUACCACAGCAGCAAUCUGGAGCAAUGUCUGCCUUCUCCUCUGCCACUCCUAGACUCGGUGGAAGGUCCCUUGGAAUACACUCCCCGGGCUCUGUGUUUUCCAGCUUUACAUCCAAUACUGCUCGUCAGGGCAGACACUCCGGCAAAACAUUCAAGGCUGAAUGUCUCCUCGACCACAUACCCAAUGAGCUCCUCCAUCCAAAACCCCGAGAAGAGGAUGACCCUGAUGCAUUCAUCUUUGUUGAUGUGCACACCCUUGUCAAGAUAGGGUGCUUCUCUGGCGACUGGGUUCGUGUGGCUCCGACAGAGGAACCUCAACGAAAUAUGCUAUCCUCCUUAGCUUCUAGCGGUCUCAACGGCUUAAUGGGAAGCACUGAAGAACCCGAGAACUGGCGUGUCGCAAGGGUUUACGGUGUUACGGGCCUAUCUCCUCCAAAAAUCAGGUAUGCAAUGAACAAGUCGGCAGAAAGAUCGUCUAGCAUCUCACAGAUCCCUCCCCAUGGUCUCACUCCAACGGUCCUUUUACCUCCACUUCUCCUGCAUAACCUGCAGAGCCCUAGCUACGUAAAACUUUCUCCCUUGUCCCUUGGCCCAGCUCAACACGGCCCUUCGAAACUGGGACUAGCAGCCUCCCGUGGUAGCAGUGUGCCCAAAGCACCUCCUACGGCCAAAGAAGUCACUCUGUUAAAAAUAUCUACGCCUCUAUCUCUAGACAGAGCACUUCAGCCCGCCAUAUUUGCUGCUCUUAAGCAUCAUUUCGAAUCGAAACGGCGGCUGGUAAAAGCCGGGGAUAUGAUUGGAAUUAGUAUAGAUGAGGGACUUGGAAGGACUGUUUUCUCUGCGACCAAGAGCGCAGAUGCUGUCGGCCAGGAGGAUGAAUUACCUUCCCAGCUAGCCCUUUCUUCGGGUAAACCUAGUCAUUCCAGCAAGGUUGGCGUGGCUUGGUUCCGUGUCAGCCAUGUCACAGCUCCUAUGACCAGCACAGAGCCAGACGGUGCCCCUGACCAUGAAUUGUGGGGCGGAGUGGCAGCUAUUGAUACCCUCAAUACCCGAAUGGUGCAAGCAGGAAGUGAAAUUGGAACCGUUCCCGGAACUCUAAAGAACACAUGGGAGUACUGGCUCUCCGUCAAAUCGGCGCCACAGCCGAGUAUAGAGCAGAGUGCCACUCCAUGGCUGCAGGCGGACUCCCCUGCAGUUUUUAUAUCUCCAAUUCAGAGGCGUGUGAGAGAGCUGAUAGCCGCUGCUACAAGCCCAAGAGCCAUACAACUGGGACUAAAGCCAGUUGUUAUCCUUCUCACCUCUACGCAGAGAAAUAUUGGCAAGUCAACAGUUGCACGUCGAGCAUGCGCUGAUAUAGGUCUUCACACUUUCACCAUUGAUUCAUAUGACAUUCUCAGCGAAGGAGGGGCAAAUGGGGGAGAUAUGAAAACAGAGGCAUAUCUGAAGGCGAGAGCAGAUAGAGCGUUUGCCUGCGGUUCUGCUUGCACUGCUCUGUUGAUAGAGCACAUUGAAGUGUUGACGGCUGAUAGAAUUGUUACAUCCUUAAAAGAAAUUGUUUCAAGUUCUCGAGUUGUCAUUGCCACGACCACCGACGUGGAAAAGGUUCCCGAAGGGAUUAGAAGUCUCUUCACGCACGAGCUUGAAAUGACGGCCCCCGAAGAGAAGGAAAGAGAAGGUAUUCUUAGAAAUGCGGUGGCUGAUCUAGCCUUGCGACUAUCUCCCAAUGUUGAUUUAGCUUCGGUAGCUGUUAAGACAGCUGCACUUGUUGCUGGAGACUUAGUCGACGUUGUUGAAAGAGCUGUGGCUGAACGGACUUUACGGCUAGAGAAGCUCGCAGAUUCCGCCGCGCCUCCUGACGCAAAGUCAAAUGUCAGUGUCCGAGAUGUUCAAAUCGCAGGUGGUGAUGCUACUAGAUCUGUGACCAAGGCUGAUUUUGAUGCUGCUGUCGACGCUGCACGAAAAAACUUUGCCGAUUCCAUCGGGGCUCCAAAGAUCCCUAACGUUACUUGGGACGAUGUCGGUGGACUUAGCAAUGUGAAGGAUGCUGUCAUGGAAACUAUCCAACUUCCACUUGAACGGCCGGAACUCUUUGCGAAGGGUAUGAAAAAGCGAAGCGGUAUCCUAUUCUAUGGCCCUCCGGGAACAGGGAAAACAUUGCUUGCAAAGGCAAUUGCUACGGAAUUUUCUCUCAACUUCUUUUCCGUCAAAGGCCCUGAGUUAUUGAACAUGUACAUUGGAGAGUCCGAAGCGAAUGUCCGUAGGGUUUUCCAACGCGCUCGAGAUGCACGACCAUGCGUUGUCUUCUUCGACGAACUGGACUCUGUAGCACCCAAGCGUGGCAACCAAGGAGACAGUGGUGGUGUCAUGGACAGAAUUGUCAGCCAGCUUCUUGCAGAACUUGAUGGUAUGAGUGGUGGUGAUGAGAAUGGGGGCGGAGUUUUCGUUAUUGGUGCUACCAACCGCCCUGAUCUAUUAGAUGCAGCCUUACUACGACCCGGCAGAUUUGAUAAAAUGCUCUACCUUGGUGUUUCGGAUACCCAUGAUAAGCAACUUACCAUUCUAGAAGCUCUGACUCGGAAGUUUAAUCUGCAUCCGGACCUUUCGCUGAAGAGAGUUGCAGAACUCUUGCCGUUCACUUAUACCGGUGCCGACUUGUACGCACUCUGCUCGGAUGCCAUGCUCAAGGCAAUCACUCGGCAAGCUACUGCCGUGGAUGAAAGAAUAAAGGCUCUCCCUAAUGGACCAGUUACAACGGCAUACUUCUUUGAUCACCUCGCCACCCCUGAAGAUACUGCUGUAAUGGUCACGGAGCAAGAUUUCAUUGAAGCGAAGAAUGAGCUGGUUCCUAGUGUUAGCGCGAAAGAGCUUGAACAUUUCGAACGAGUGCGGAAGACAUUUGAGACUGUUGACUCCAAGAAGUCAUCCCUUUCUAACGAGCAGAAGGCAAUCGAGGAUGUGUCUAGAGAUGGUGUGGAUAUCACAGCGGAUGGCUCCCUGACAAUAGGCGAAGCCCUCAACGCUUCCAACAAACCGACCGGAGAUGCCAAGGAUACCGGAGAAGACGAUGACUACAUAGUCAGAACUGAUCAUUUAGCCAGCACUGAGUCGUCAAAAUAA
Trichophyton verrucosum HKI 0517 is the source of this 3357-nucleotide messenger RNA. RefSeq lists its product as uncharacterized. Gene Ontology annotation, biological process: protein import into peroxisome matrix. The transcript is spliced from 2 exons. The annotation marks the transcript as partial. The record is from RefSeq and is a predicted model, not a curated record. Gene Ontology annotation, cellular component: peroxisomal membrane; cytosol. NCBI's taxonomy places the organism in Eukaryota, Fungi, Ascomycota, Eurotiomycetes, Onygenales, Arthrodermataceae. Gene Ontology annotation, molecular function: ATP binding; ATP hydrolysis activity.